Molecule: messenger RNA, 1702 nt
Organism: Oppia nitens
Lineage: Eukaryota; Metazoa; Arthropoda; Arachnida; Sarcoptiformes; Oppiidae
Product: putative GTP-binding protein 6
Exons: 3
Coding region: 110-1645 (511 amino acids)
Cellular component (GO): cytoplasm
Molecular function (GO): ribosome binding; GTP binding
Source: RefSeq, a predicted model, not a curated record
UGUCUGCGAUUGCGUCAAAUAAGUCAUGUCUUGAUGUAAAUGACAAUACUUUAAAAAUUCAAAUCAAAUGCUGUGGUAAAAGACAUGUGAAGAGCAGUCUAUCGUUUAAAUGUCAAAACAUGUGAUUUAUUGCAUUAGAAGUGGUUUGAGACCACUUUUUAGUGAUUCUUUGAUCAAUUGUUGUCGUUUGUGGUCAAAGCCAUCAUUUUCUUCAUAUACUUGUCAUAGAGUCAGUAGUCGACGCCAAGAGGUUUCUACUAAUGAUGUCAAUAAAGAAGUGGACAAAGUUUUAAUUGAUGCCAACUAUCAAGAGUUGGUGCCACCAAAUUGGCAGACAAUCGGCGACAAACAGAAAGUGCUGUUAAUAAUGCCGAGACAGAAGUGGGGACACAAAGAAAUGGACAUCAAUUAUGCCAAGAAUUUGAUGAACGAGACAAUAGCUUUAGUUAAUACUCUGCCAAAUAUGAAAGUUAUUGAUUCAGUUAUGAUAUCAACUCUUGAUUUAAGAAGUAAACGAAUGUUCGGUUCAGGAAAUCUCGAGCUCUUGAAGAAGAGAGUUAUGGCUAAUCCUAACAUUACUGCUGUUGUCUUCUCGAUAGAAAUGUUAAAAGCCAUACAAAUGUCUGAAAUGGAGUCACAGUUAGGCGUAAAUAUUUACGAUCGAUACUCAAUUGUACUGAAUAUCUUCAAAUCUCAGGCCAACACCAAAGAAGCUAAAUUACAGAUAGCUUUGGCUGAAAUACCAUAUAUCAGGAAGAAUUUAAGAGCUCUCGAGAACACAAGAAACACUAGAGAUAAGAGUUGGCUUAAAGUGACCGGAGGUAUGGGUCAGACAUUGUUUGAAGUCAGAAAAAAAAUUCUCAUUGAAAGAGAAAUUAAAUUAAAGAAACUCUUAGAUAAAAUUGAAUCCAAUCGAAAAAUAUUAAGACAAAACAGAGAACGAAAACAAUAUCCUGUGAUUGCUAUCAUCGGUUACACCAAUUCAGGCAAAACAUCACUUAUUAAAGCCUUAACUCAUGACGAAAAGUUAACCCCAAAGAACCAAUUGUUUGCCACAUUGGAUGUGACUGUUCACGAGGGAAGGUUGCCUUCAAGUGUCAAAGUAUUGUUUACUGACACCAUUGGCUUUAUAUCCGAUAUCCCAACCGCUUUAAUCCAUUCAUUUAAAGCCACUUUAAGUGAAAUAUGUUUCGCUGAUAUCAUUGUUCACGUUCUUGACAUAAGUCAUCCCAAUUAUAAACUACACGAACAGGUUGUUAGUCAAACAUUGGAUGAAAUUCAAGUGCCAGAGAAACUGAAAAAUAGUAUCAUCGAAGUGGCAAAUAAAGUGGAUUUAGUCACUGAUAAAAAUAUUGUAGACAAUUGUAAUAAAUUAUUAGUAUCGGCCACUCAGAGGAUUGGUUUCACUCAAUUGUUGAGUGUUAUCGAGAAACAGGUCAUUGAAAACACCAAAAGAUUAGACAAAACACUUCGCGUUGCUAACGGAGGGCCUGAAUAUCAAUGGCUUUACAAAGAGGCGGCAAUUCGUGAGUUAAAUGUCGACUCAAAUGAUUACAAUUUCUUGAUUUUGAAAGUUUUUAUAACGAAUGAAAUGUUUGAUAAAUUUAAUCAUAUAUUUAGUGGCAGUUUUGAUGACAUUAAAUAAGUAAUUAUUAAUUUAUAAUUUAUGGCACUUUUACUUUUUAAACUAUUGAUUGGCAUU